This is a messenger RNA of Girardinichthys multiradiatus, 1914 nucleotides long. It is a transcript of the gene mvk, whose product is annotated as mevalonate kinase. The record is from RefSeq and is a predicted model, not a curated record. Gene Ontology annotation, molecular function: ATP binding; mevalonate kinase activity. The coding region runs from base 220 to 1413 and encodes 397 amino acids. Lineage: Eukaryota; Metazoa; Chordata; Actinopteri; Cyprinodontiformes; Goodeidae. The transcript has 10 exons. Gene Ontology annotation, cellular component: cytoplasm. Gene Ontology annotation, biological process: isoprenoid biosynthetic process; cholesterol biosynthetic process.
AUAGCUGUCAGAGCGUUAGACUGGUGUUGAAAUGCGUGGUUCAAUUCUUGGAACUUUUUCCGAUUGUUCGCGAAAUUUAACCACAUAUUUGUGAGUUUAAAUUAUUGCCUGGUUUCCCCGGCCUCAGCGGAUUAACAUCAACUAAGCCUUUUCAAUGACAACACUGUGAGUAAAAAGUUGAAUUUGGGAAGAUUUCAAGCUGUAGAAACCGGCAGAAAGAUGCAGGUUAGAGACUGUCUGAUUUCUGCUCCCGGGAAAGCGAUCCUCCACGGAGAACAUGCUGUUGUUCAUGGAAAGGUGGCUCUUGCUGUGAGUUUAAACCUGAGAACAUAUUUGCAAUUGAAAGCGAGCUCCGAUGGCAAAGUUUCCAUUAAACUACCUAAUAUUGACACGUUCGUCUGCUGGGAGCUCUCUGAACUGAAGCAGCUGAACCCCUGUUUAAGCGGUAAAAAAGAAGAGGGACAAUGUAUGGAUCCUGAGCUGGUCAAGAGACUUCGUGAAUUUAUGGGUGUGACCAAUGAAAAUUUGGACAGCAGUACCACAGCCACCUUAGCUUUCCUUUACAUCUACUUAUCACUUUUCGGAUCAGGAGAUAUGCCCAGUCUGACGGUGUGUGUGUGGUCAGAACUGCCGACUGGAGCAGGACUGGGCUCAAGUGCUGCCUACUCGGUGUGUUUAGCUGCAGCUGUCCUCUGCGCGAGUGGAGCCAUUCCCACUCCCUUCAAAGAGUGGGAGCAGACUGCUGGAUGGUGUCAGGAGGAUCUGGAGCUCAUCAACAGUUGGGCUUUCCAAGCUGAGAAGAUCGUCCAUGGAAAUCCCUCAGGAGUAGACAACGCUGUUGGAACGUGGGGUGGUAUGCUGAGAUUUUUAGCUGGAAAGAUAAUACCACUGAGCAGGGUGCCGUUGUUAAGAAUCCUCCUCACCAACACCAAAGUACCACGGAGCACCAAGGUACUUGUUGCCAGGGUGAAGGACAAAAUUAACAAGUUUCCUUUCAUCUUGAUCCCCGUUUUGGAUUCAGUCGAUGCCAUUUCCUGCACAUGUGAGAAAGUCCUAAACGAGAUGACUUGUGAGCCUAUCAAAGGAGAGCACUAUAAUAUUUUAGAGGAGCUGAUUGACAUCAACCAGCAUCAUCUGAAUGUGAUGGGUGUAGGACAUCCUUCUUUAGACACGUUGUGCCAGGUCACGGCGGCCAGAGGGCUUCACAGCAAGCUUACAGGAGCAGGCGGAGGAGGCUGUGGGAUCACCCUCCUGAGACCAGAAACUGAUUCGACGACUGUCCAGGGGACGAUAAAGGACCUGAGGGACUGCGGCUUUGACUGCUGGGAAACAAGUAUUGGUGGACCAGGUGUGCAGCAGCACUUCCCCUUCUCUGUUAAAGAGGAAAUUCUGGAGGUUUUAAAUCGGUACUGAGGCCUGCCGGUGGCUAAACAAGAAGACUGAUUCAUACACUGUAGGACUUUUCCUAUGAUGCCUCAAAACCUGUGAUAUACCGAGCUGAUAACGGCGACUGAAAGAACAGAAACAUUGAUUACAAUGGAUUUUCUUCACUGAAUUUUAUUGUUUUUUGUGUCAUUAACUGACUAAUCAAUCUGGUUUUUUGUACUUUGAAGCACAAUCGUAUGCAGUAAUAUAUCUGUACACUAGAUGGCAGCAGAGUAGCACAAAUGCUUCCGAUAAAUCAGGAAAAAAGUCUAAUAUUGUAAUAUUUAAAUAGAUUAGUUAAAUAAUAUUAAAUCAACAAUUCUAACAUUUUAACAUAUUUUGCAAAAUACCCGCUUUAGUAAACGUGAUAAAGCUGUGAUUUAUUUGCUAGGAAACAUCAGUUACAAAAACCUUUUGUAAAUCCACUUGAAGUAAUUAUUCCAAAAAUUGAUGCAUGCCAGAUUAAAUAUAUAAAAACUCUCCAACAAA